Messenger RNA from Cladocopium goreaui, 2520 nucleotides. The record is from the annotation of a GenBank genome assembly. NCBI's taxonomy places the organism in Eukaryota, Dinophyceae, Suessiales, Symbiodiniaceae.
AUGGUGCAGAAAUCUCGGCUCAUGCGAGCUGUCACCAGCGGUCUUAGUACUGGUGGCAGCUUAGCUCUCGCUUUUAAGCUGCUCAAUUGGGCAGAGAAGGCGGAUUACCUUUCGCCGAUCGUUCACCCUCUUGGCCAUUGGAGGUUUGACUGCCCCUCCUUUGUCUUGGGGCUCCUGUGCGGGAUCGCACUUUUCCUCUUCAUCGAGGCCUGGGUGACGCUCCGGUGGGCUGUGGUUUCCUGGCUUGAGCGGCCAGUGGAUCGACUGGUCGCGGACUUGCGAGAAGAGAUUGGCGAUUUGCGAGCCGAGCUGGCUCAACUGAGGCGUGAGGUACGUGAACUCCGCCGCGAAUACCGAGCGGACUCCAGAGCAUCUGCUGACCGAGACUUGAGUCGCACGCUGGUAGCCGCACGGGCUACGGAUCUCCUACUCCCUCUUCCACAACUCGUGGUGGGCAGCAGUCUCCUGACCCUGAAAGGGACUACUCCGUGUGAGCGGGAGAAUAUCUGUGACAGGAUUGGCGAGUUCAUUUCCAAUUCGCUUCAGGGUCUUCAUCGAGGGACCAGCCAUCGAGAUCAGAUCCCUCUUCCCAGUCGUCUUUGGCUGAUCGUCAGGGACUACCAGGGUCAGAUCUAUACCCCGGUGAAGGUCGUCAAGAGUUGGACGAGCUGCAAGGCAUUGGUGAAACGUCCUGGAGGGGGCGAGUGUGGGGAUAGCAUCUUCGUGGGAUUGCCUUCAGAACGCGAGGCGCGGCGUGAUCGAGCAAUGAGUGUCUUCCGACAGCCUCCUUGGCUCUCGGAUAGACCGCCUCUGGUAUUUGCUGGGGGCUCAGUUUUGAGCGAUUACCCCGUAUGCCUCUGGGUUCUCGAUCCAGAGGAGGGUGGCACUACGAGUUUGCAGGUAAUUCAGAUUUGCUAUUUGGAAGGAAAAGUUUUGGUGGCUGUUCCGUUUGCGGUUUGGCACAAAGCUGUCAACAGGCGCAUCCUACCACCUUCAUCAUUGACGAGACCUACGUUGAUCGAGGUUCAAGCAGCGUCGGCAGACGACCGAAGUGUCGCUGAGGGCGAUUUUUAUUUGAAACUAUGGGUUGGCUUUCUUCGGGACAGCUAUGCGGAUCAGCUGGAGAUUUUCGAGGAGUGCGAUUGUGAGUUCUUUUUUGAUGAGGAGCUCCAGACGCGGCUUCCCCUUGCUCACGCCCUGGUGGAGAUCUCUCAGGAGCACUUCGCCUUCUUCUCAGCAGAUGGCACGGAUGGGGCCCCUUUGACGGCUUCUGAGCAGAUGGCAGCCGGCUUAGAGGAUGAAGAAGAACUGGCAGAUGCUGGUUCCCCUACUGCAAAGCGGCUUCAGCGGUUGGAAGAGACCAUGGUCGACAUCUCCUCUCAGCUAAAGCAGAUGGUGAAGCCCAAAGCUUCAGCCGCUGGACCAAAGUGCAAAGCCAAAGGGAAAGCUUCUGCUCCUUUGAAGGCGAAGGAAAAAGCUGCUGGUGGGACUACAAGCCCGGGAGACCUUCGUGGUCAGUUCCCUCUUUUGGAUGGGGGCGUGACGCAAGCCGCACUACAAGCAGGCAUUCCGAGGUCGAGCUUGGAGCAGAUGCAGCACUUGAUGAUGCGAGGAAAACCUGGGGCCCAGAUGAAGGACCUCAACUCCAAGGUCCAGCCGGAUCCUUUGUCUGAAGACGAGCCAACUGCCGGGGAGGAUAUGCCGGACCCUGACGCUGCUGGAUUUGCAGAGCCUCGGGACCCAGUGUCAUCGACCCUCGACAAGCUGGCGGCGAUUGUGGAGAUCCUGGCAGAGGACAGGAAGAAGAAACAGGCGGCUUCGAGGCUGGAUGCCGCCCUGGAUGGCACCUAUGCCUCAUCCAGCGAUGCUCCCCUCACCGGGGCGGGCAAGAAAGCGGCCGCGGCUAGAAGAGCCUUGAUGGCCGCCUACGACGAUCAGCCUCACGAGAUCUCCAACUUGAUCGAGCGCCAGAUGUUCGAAGAUCUGAACUGCCUGACCUUGGGGCCGGGCAUGGCAGCAAAGGGGCUGAAUGCGAGGGCUUGGGUGGAGUUCCGCUCAAAGGUGAGCAACUAUAGGACCAGUGUUUACUCAUCGUGGAGUGUUGCAGGAAUAUUGGACAGCUUGAUUUCUGGCAAUGUGGCGAAGGCGAGGGCGAGGGCAUGUGUUUUGCUGCUCAUGCUGGAUCAGGCCAGCAUUGACAAAGGGAGCUGGACACUAGCAGGCGAGCUGGCAUUAGAACCGCCCCCACCGUUCUCUUCCUUUUCCCAGCAUCGGGCUCCUGCUAUUCACGAUGGCGAAAGCCCCUUUUCAAAGUUGCUCGAUCCACGCUGGGCAGAGCUUGCCAUGACUCACCUCAAAGACACCGAGGAUUACCUCAGCAAGAGACGAGCACUGGGUCGCCCCGGCACCGUGAAGCCGAAGGACGGCAUGGGAGAAGAGGGCGCCGAAGGCGAAACCCGGAGAAGAGCCAAACCAAAGCCAAAGCCGAAGGCACCUGCCCUCGGCAGCGGCGAGAGCUGA